This is a messenger RNA of Aphanomyces astaci, 1293 nucleotides long. RefSeq lists its product as hypothetical. Gene Ontology annotation, biological process: regulation of intracellular signal transduction; cellular response to L-arginine. The record is from RefSeq and is a predicted model, not a curated record. Gene Ontology annotation, cellular component: cytosol. The transcript is spliced from 9 exons. NCBI's taxonomy places the organism in Eukaryota, Oomycota, Saprolegniomycetes, Saprolegniales, Verrucalvaceae. Bases 21 to 974 code for a protein of 317 amino acids.
GAAGAUUCUUCAACGACACGAUGGACGUCGCUACGGAACUAGUGUCGACAUCCAACUUCCAUGCAACAUUGCUUCCCGGUGAGCUAUCGGUGAUUCAGAUCCCUCCUGCACAUGUCCGCGCAUGCUGCUGGCCGCUGCUCAACUUGCUGCUGUAUGGAGAAUGCAGUCUCAACUGCCGGGAAGCUGACGCUACGUCCGGCGACCACAUUUGCCGCCUCCAGCAAACCGAACUGUUCUCGAUGGUGGUGGACAAUGACGGCAUCACGUUGUUCGUCGAUCCCAAUGGCAUUAACAUGUUCAAGGCCGCCAACUUGCAGGACAAAAUUCACACGGCGCCGCAGCAUUGGCGCGCCAUCCAGAUUCAUUUGGGUCCCAUGGUUGCCGAAUUCCCAGGAGUUGUGAGCUUUCUCUCCAAGCUCCUCGCCGAAGACAACAUUAGCAUUCUCAACAUGAGCACGUACGACACCGACAUCAUCUACGUGCAGGCCUGCAAAUUGGACCUGGCCGUGGCGUGUCUGCAGCGCAAACUGUCGCGGGGGGUCACGGGGCUCAAAGCUGACAUGGAGUCCGAGUGCGAGCUGCGGCUGGGCGUCGACCCGAACGUGCUAUUUGACUACAAAACCGUCGUGGCUUGUGGGCAAUAUCUGGCUGUGUACCCAGAACGUAUGGUUCUCGUUCGUCUCAAGAAAGAGGCGCUUCGAGAGAGUGCGUUUGGGUUGACCCAGUUGGUUCUGCGGUCGUCCUCGUCGUCGUCUUCCACCACAGCAUCGUUCUGGUGCUAUUGCGAAACCGCCGAAGAAAUCAGUUUGAUUCUGGACGACGUGCGUCGUUCGUGGCCCAUCGGGAGUGUAGUCCAAGGUCGUCAUGUGUGUAUGUUGGUAGGAAUGCCUGGCGAAUUUUGCCGAGCACGCUGUGAUCGUGUCCCACGACCGGUGGCGCGUGAUCAAAUUGUGUGGGAAAACGUACGACUUUGACGCGACGGGCAUCGUGGCCGCCAUGUCGGGCCUCAACGCGGUCGACACGCAGGUGCUCAACAUCUCGAGCUUCGGCUCGAACGUGACCCUCGUGCUGGACGAGGCGCUGGACGCUUCCGUCGCGAGUUUGUGCGAGUCGCUCAAGUUGACACGCGUCGAGUAUCGAGGAGUAGGACGAGGGGAGACGGGCGACGUUGUUCCGUGUUAAAUAAACGGGGGGGGAGUUCUAGUGGUCUAUGUGUGUACAGUCUGGCUAAGGAUGCAUGGGUUCGUCAUGACUGCAUCUUUCUAAGAUAAGUACGGAGUCGGGGGGGGGGGG